This is a messenger RNA of Nothoprocta perdicaria, 1641 nucleotides long. RefSeq names its product purinergic receptor P2X 5 (gene P2RX5). The transcript has 12 exons. Gene Ontology annotation, cellular component: nuclear inner membrane; plasma membrane. The record is from RefSeq and is a predicted model, not a curated record. Gene Ontology annotation, biological process: response to ATP; monoatomic cation transmembrane transport. NCBI's taxonomy places the organism in Eukaryota, Metazoa, Chordata, Aves, Tinamiformes, Tinamidae. Gene Ontology annotation, molecular function: ATP binding; extracellularly ATP-gated monoatomic cation channel activity; purinergic nucleotide receptor activity. Bases 44 to 1252 code for a protein of 402 amino acids.
AAACGCUGCUGCUCCAGCCUGGCGUGAAGAGUGAGCAGGGAGAAUGGGGCAGGUGGCUUGGAAGGGUUUAUUUCUCUCACUUUUUGAUUAUAAAACGGAGAAAUACGUCAUUGCAAAGAACAAGAAGGUGGGGAUUCUCUACCGAAUUGUGCAGCUCUCCAUCCUGGCUUACCUGGUGGGGUGGGUUUUUGUUGUCAAGAAAGGCUAUCAGGACACAGACACGUCCCUGCAGAGCUCUGUCAUCACCAAGCUGAAAGGGGUCGCCUUCACCAACACCUCGGAGCUGGGGGAGAGGCUGUGGGACGUGGCGGACUACGUCAUCCCUCCACAGGGUGAAAAUGUCUUCUUUGUCAUGACAAACCUGAUCGUGACCCCAAACCAGAAGCAAGCGACGUGUCCUGAGAGUGACAGCAUUCCUGAUGCCCUGUGCUACGCCGAUGGGGACUGCCCCGCAGGGGAAGCAGUGGUGGCUGGCAAUGGGGUUAAGACUGGCCGUUGUUUGAAAGACAGGGACAACAUCAGAGGGACUUGUGAGAUAUUGGCCUGGUGCCCUGUGGAGAAAAGAUACAAGCCCAAGAGACCUCUUCUCGGCAGCGCAGAGAACUUCACCAUCUACAUCAAGAACUCAAUCCGCUUCCCCAAGUUUAAGUUCUCCAAGAUGAACGUGCUGGCAACCAGCAAUGAGUCCUACCUGAAAAGCUGUCGCUACAGCGAAGAGCAUCCCUACUGCCCCAUCUUCCUCCUGGGAAGCAUUGUCAGAUGGGCUGGGAGCAACUUCCAGGAAAUGGCCUUGGAGGGUGGUGUGAUAGGAAUUCAGAUUGAAUGGAACUGUGAUCUUGAUAAAGCCCCUUCUGAAUGUAAUCCUCACUAUUCUUUUAGCCGACUGGAUAACAAGUUUGCAGAAAAAUCCGUCUCUUCUGGGUACAACUUCAGGUUUGCCAAGUACUACCAGGAUGCCAAUGGAGUCGACUACCGGACGCUCAUUAAAGCCUAUGGAAUCCGCUUUGACGUGAUGGUGAACGGCAAGGCAGGUAAAUUUAACAUCAUUCCCACCAUUAUCAAUAUUGGUUCGGGGCUUGCUCUCAUGGGAGCGGGAGCUUUUUUCUGUGACCUGGUGCUGCUGUACCUCAUUAAAAAGAGUAACUUUUAUCGAGGCAAAAAGUAUGAGGAAGUCAAGUCCACUUCCAGGAAAUCACUAAAUAGCCCUACUCAUAACGGGAACCAGAGCCCAGAGCAGCUUGGUGGACUCUAGCCACAGUGGAGGGGCUGCUAGCUGGAAACAUGAUCCAGGAAAGUGACACAGGUGUGGAAUCACACUGGGACUUGGGAGGUGGAGACACCACAGAUCACAUGCACUGUAUUCUCAGAAUUCCCAGAGAAGACAGAACGUCCUUCAGAGAAGCUCUUCUUGCCCUCAGAUGUUCUCUGAUACCCUGAGCUUGUGACAGCUGUUAUCACUAUGGAUUUAUAAAAGGAUUUUAUAAAAGGAAAAGGAAGACACCAAGUGAAUGUUUUUAUAUCUAUUUAUAGAUACAUCUGUACCCAUAUCCAUAACCAGCAUUAUCCUGUGUUUGCUUCUGUGUGCAAGAGGGCAGCAAUGUGAAACACCACUAAGGUCCUGAGGAGACCAAGAACGGACCU